Molecule: messenger RNA, 2453 nt
Organism: Onychostruthus taczanowskii (white-rumped snowfinch)
Lineage: Eukaryota; Metazoa; Chordata; Aves; Passeriformes; Passeridae
Gene: KHDRBS1
Product: KH RNA binding domain containing, signal transduction associated 1
Exons: 9
Coding region: 106-1188 (360 amino acids)
Biological process (GO): regulation of alternative mRNA splicing, via spliceosome
Cellular component (GO): nucleus
Molecular function (GO): mRNA binding; poly(A) binding
Source: RefSeq, a predicted model, not a curated record
CCGCGCCGACCGCCCCGUGGCGGAGGGGCCCGCGGGGCCGCCAGCGGAGCGCAGCCGCCUCCCGGUGGGGCCGGUGGGGCCUCAGGCUCCGGUGGUUCGGGCGGUAUGGUUGGCGGCAAGAUGGAGCCCGAGAACAAGUACCUGCCCGAGCUGAUGGCCGAGAAGGACAGCCUGGACCCGUCCUUCACGCACGCCAUGCAGCUCCUCAGCGCAGAAAUUGAAAAAAUUCAGAAGGGUGAGACAACAAAAAAGGAUGAAGAAGAAAACUACCUGGAUUUAUUUUCCCACAAGAAUAUGAAACUGAAGGAACGAGUUCUGAUCCCUGUCAAGCAGUACCCCAAGUUCAACUUCGUUGGGAAGAUUUUGGGACCCCAAGGCAACACCAUUAAGAGACUUCAGGAAGAAACUGGUGCUAAAAUCUCUGUACUGGGGAAAGGUUCCAUGAGGGACAAAGCCAAGGAGGAGGAGCUGCGCAAGGGCGGCGAUCCCAAGUACGCGCACCUCAACAUGGACCUGCACGUUUUCAUCGAGGUCUUCGGGCCCCCCUGCGAGGCCUACGCCCUCAUGGCCCACGCCAUGGAGGAGGUCAAGAAAUUCCUGGUCCCUGACAUGAUGGAUGAUAUCUGCCAGGAGCAGUUCCUGGAGCUCUCCUAUCUCAACGGGGUCCCGGAGCCCAACCGCGGCCGAGGCGUCCCCGGGAGGGGCCGGGGGGCAGCCCCACCUCCCCCUCCCCCUGUGCCAAGGGGCCGCGGGGUCGGGCCGCCCCCUCCUCCUCCUCCCCCGCGGGGGGCGCUGGUGCGGGGGGCCGCGGUGCGCGGGGCCAUGGCGCGGGGGGCCGCGCUGGCCCGGGGGGUGCCCCCUCCCCCGGCCGUGCGGGGCGCCCCUGCCCCCCGGGCGCGGGCAGCUGGCAUCCAGAGGAUACCCCUGCCCCCGCCGCCCGUGCCGGAGAGCUACGAGGAAUACGGCUACGACGACACGUACGCAGAGCAGAGCUACGAGGGCUACGAGGGCUACUACAGCCAGGGCCAAGGGGAGACAGAGUAUUAUGAUUAUGGACAUGGGGAGGCACAGGAAACCUAUGAAGCUUAUGGCCAAGAUGACUGGAAUGGAACCCGGCCCUCCCUGAAGGCCCCCUCAGCCCGGCCAGUCAAGGGGGGCUACAGAGAGCACCCCUACGGCCGCUACUAACCCCAAAAAUGGGGCAAAAAUCCCAAUUUAGGAGCAAACACUUGUUACUGGUUCUUGUAUCUCCCGGGAUUCCCGUUGCUUUACCCACAGCAGACAAGUAAUUGUCUCCCUGUUUUUCUUCCUGGCCCUUUUUUUCCUUCCCACUCCAUCCUCACCUUGCAUUUUGGCUUCUGUAUGUAGUGAUUUCUUGAGAUAAAUUUAAAUAGAUUUAGAGGGGGAAAAACUUUUUAAUUUUUAUUAUUUUUAUUUUUUUUUUCCUUCGGUGUGUAGAUGGCUUUUCUUUCUUUGUCGUUUUAGGUAAAAAAAAAAAAAAACCAACUAAAAAGCAAGUUAAAAAAAAUGUUAGUUUCCAAAAGUGACAUGCUUUGCUUAGUUCUGAAAUUAAGGUUUUGUUAAAACUUUUAAAGUUUGUUUUAAAGGAACCCAUAAAGGUUGUAGUUGCAGAAUCCCAAAGUAGGCUACAUUUCAAAAUUCAGGGUUAUUUUUUAAGAAUUAAAAUCUUAAUGUAACAGUAGUGGCUGCCACCAUUUAAAAAAAGCAAAAACAAAAAAAUAACUUCAGAUGCCAAACCUUUAAAAGGACAUUGCUGGUGAAUCUUGAAGUUUAAAUUUUAACCCAAAGGAUCCUCCAAACAAAUUAAAUAGCGUUUUUUAAAGAGAAUUGACUUAAAAGGAAAAAUUAGGUUGGUAAAAAAAUUGACUUUUCUUAUGUGGAUUUUGAAAUCUAGCCCCCCGUGCAGUGUUGAGAUAUGCUUGGGAAUAUUUUUCCUGUGGAAAGGGGUUUUAGUUGAACUCUAAAUGAGCAAAUUUUAGGGGAAAAAAACCAAAACAUGGCUCUAAUUGCCCAGUGUUUGAUAGAAAGAAUAUUCCAUGGGUAGGCCUGUAAAAUUCUGAUUUUUUGUAGCCCUUUGGGGCAGAAAAUCUGAUGAAAACUUCAACCUCACCCCAAAAAAAAUCUCAAUUUCAAGCAGUCCCAGCCACUUGUUCAAGUGUAUCUCAGCACGAGCUUUGCAUAAAAAGGGACACUGCAGCUGUAAAAAAAAAAACAAACCAAAAUUUAAAAAAAAAACCAGACAAAAAACAAUCCCAAAUUUCACUUUGUACAUAAGAUAAAGUCCUAAUUGGAUUUGUUACACUGUCCUCCCACUCUGUUCUGGAAGAGAAAAAUGCUACAUUUUGUGUAAAGUCUGCCUAACUAGGUAGCUCAAAACGUGUCAAAAUGUCUGUCUCAAUCUGUCAAUAAAGUUUAGUCCUUUUUUAAUCAAA